Messenger RNA from Anopheles cruzii, 1591 nucleotides. Its product is annotated as kelch domain-containing protein 4. The transcript has 3 exons. NCBI's taxonomy places the organism in Eukaryota, Metazoa, Arthropoda, Insecta, Diptera, Culicidae. The coding region runs from base 17 to 1591 and encodes 524 amino acids. Gene Ontology annotation, molecular function: protein binding. The record is from RefSeq and is a predicted model, not a curated record.
UCUCAGAAAUUUCUCAAUGGGUCGAAAAGAUAAAAACAAAAAGAAAGGAUUGGGGGCCGAAAAGACCUCCAUGAAAACGGACAAGAAAGCGAUUGCAAAGCAAAAACGGAUGCUGACCAAACUGGGCGAGGAUGACAUUGAAAAUAUAAUCGCCAAGUUUGAGCCAAAGGACACAAAAUCGUCGGAUUUUACUGAAACCGUUUGUGCGCCUCCAACCGCCCGAGUGAACGUGGGAAUCUGUGCACAUCCUGGCGACAAGGAAGAAAUUUUCCUUCAUGGUGGAGAAUUUUUCAAUGGCCAAAAGAGCACCAUCUACGGCGACUUCUACUCGUACAAUGUUGCCAAACAGGAAUGGAAAGCGCUACGUUCGUCGACCUGCCCGGCGCCGCGUUGUGGCCACCAGAUGGUUUCCGUUGCCUCUGAUGGAGGACAAAUCUGGAUGUUCGGAGGUGAAUAUGCGUCACCUUCGCAGCUCCAAUUCUACCACUACCGAGACCUCUGGGUCUACCGAAUGUCCGGCAAGCAGUGGGAGAAACUGAACGCACCAAAUGGCCCUAGCGCGCGCAGUGGUCAUCGAAUGGUCGCAAGCCGGAAGAAGCUGUUCGUUUUCGGUGGCUUUCACGACAACAACGCAUCCUAUCGCUACUUCAAUGAUCUAUACGUCUUCUCGCUGGAGAACUAUGUGUGGAGUAAAAUCGAGACCAGCGGUAGUGUAAUUCCACCGCCACGGUCCGGUUGCUGCAUGGUUGCUGCCGGCGAUGGUAAAAUUCUUGUUUGGGGAGGAUACUCCAAAACAACGAUUAAGAAAGAAGUCGACCGUGGCACGACGUACACCGAUAUGUACGCACUUUCGGGCACCGACCAAGCCGAUCCGAAAGGAAAUCUGCAGACCAACUUCAAAUGGACCAGUGUCAAGGCGAGUGGCAAAAAACCAGCACCCCGCAGCGGAAUGUCCGCUGCAAUGGCACCGAAUGGGAAAGCUUACGCGUUUGGUGGCGUCAUGGACACCGAGGAGGACGAAGAAAACCUAAAAGGUCUUUUUAGUAACGAACUGCACGUCCUUGACCUCGGUUCAACUACGUGGCGAAAGCUUGAGUCCAGUGCCAAAUCCCGAAAAGGUGCUGACUCCGAAUGCUUCGGAGAAGAUAACCUAUCCGAUAAAAAAACGGAUGCUGCUGAAGGUUCCAAAGUGGUGUCAGAUGAUGGAAUUUUUACAAUGACCGUUAGUGGAACAAGCAGCAAAAACAGUGCAAAAGCCGUCACCGUGGAUAAGGGAGUGCUGGAUUCAGAUGGCCCGUCACCUCGCAUGAAUGCAGCGGUUGUGGUUUGCAAGGGCCGGCUGUACGUCUAUGGUGGACUGUUUGAAACUGGGUCCAAACAGUACACCUUGAGCGAUCUUCAUUCUCUCGAUCUUCAUAAGCUAGGAGCAUGGAAAACAUUGAUUGCCAACAGUUCAGAUUCCGCCGAUUGGCUUGGCUCGGACAGUGAAGGAGAGUCUUCCGGGGACGAUACGGACGAUGAUGAGGAGGAAGAUGACGAUGAAAGUACUGAGGACAGUGACGGCGAUUCGUCUGAUAUGGAAACGGACUAA